CGCAGUUGCUAUAGAAACGAAUCAUAGCCCGUAGUAGCUAACGUUUGCUAGCUGAAAACAUUAUUGGGUCAUGUAGCUAGGCUUUAUUCACUUAUCAAAAAUGGAGGAUCGCUAUGCCUUUCUUACUGAGUGGUAUGACCCCACUGCAGCUCUCCUGCGGCGCUACCAGCUGUUUUACUACCCCAAAGAUGGCUCAGUGGAAAUGUUUGAUGUGAAAAACCAGCGAAUAUUUUUGAGGAGGACCAAAUAUGACAACCUCCAUCCUGAGGACCUUUUCGUUGGGAAUCGAGUGAAUGUGUUCUCACGACAGCUUAAUCUAAUUGACUAUGGAGAUCAGUACACAGCAAAUAAACUUGGCAGCAAAAAAGAAAGAACUCUUGCUUUGAUAAAGCCGGAUGUAGUAACCAAGAUUGGAGAUGUCCUGGAACUGAUAUACUCCUCCAACCUGAUUGUGACCAAAGCCAAAAUGACAAAACUUACAUGGAGCCAAGCGGCAGACUUUUAUGUGGAACAUCAGUCAAAGCCUUUCUUCAAUAACCUGGUACAGUUUCUGUCCUCGGGCCCUGUGGUUGCCAUGGAGCUGAUGGGUGAUGAGGCCAUGUCUAUCUGGAGGAGGCUCCUGGGACCUGCAGACUCUGCUGUGGCGCAGAGGGAGGCACCGCAGAGUGUCCGUGCCCACUUUGGAACAGAUGGCAUCAAAAAUGUUGGACAUGGCUCUGAUUCAGUUGCUGCAGCAGCACGAGAGCUUGAAUUUUUUUUCCCAUCCACAAUUGGCCACGGCCCCUCUAAUACAGCCAUCUAUAAAGACUGCACAUGCUGCAUCAUUAAACCUCAUGCCAUAUCAGAAGGUCUGACUGGGAAGAUCCUGAACUCCAUAUCUGCUGCUGGAUUUGAAAUCUCUGCCCUUCAGAUGUUCAACGUGGACCGAGCAAACGCAGAAGAAUUCUAUGAAGUUUACAAAGGUGUUGUCACAGAAUAUCCGAGUAUGGUGACGGAGCUGUGUUCUGGACCCUGCAUGGUCCUAGAGAUCCAUGGCACCGACACACCGCAGUCAUUCAGGGAAUUCUGUGGGCCCGCCGAUCCAGAAAUUUCCCGGCAUCUGCGUCCCACCACAUUGCGUGCUCUUUAUGGCAAAGACAAAGUGAAAAACGCAGUCCACUGUACAGACCUCCCUGAAGACGCUGUCCUGGAGGUGCAGUAUUUCUUCAAGAUUUUGGAUGGGUGAAUGCAAAGGGGAAAAACAUGUAACUACAUAUUCAAAGACGUCACAGUUGUCUCAUUUUUCUGUUUAUUGUUUCAGCCGUAUGCAGAUUAAAUAAAGUGACAAGAGCAGACUCCUGACAAGUGUUUUGAUCUUCAACAUUGAAUUAAGUAUUUUCACACCAACUAAACAUCUUAUUGAGAUACUGCAUUGCCUCUGAUAUUCUCUAACUUUUUGACCAGCGACUUUGGUAUUGGAUUCAUACAUUAAACUUUGAAAAAAAUGUACAACUGCAUAAAUAUAAAAUUCUUCCACCAUGAAAAUGGCUAAAACAUUCAAUAGUAAGUAGCAUCACAUCAUGUGAUGUCUCCAGCAAAACAGAUUUCAAAGCACUGAGUUGCCACUGUGCCCAUGGAGGUGACAGUCUUCUAGGCUGGACCCACAAAGCUCUACACUAUGAAUUAAGAAUGAACAGAUGUAAGAGUAUCAAACAGAAAUGUCAUCAAACCAUAUCCUACAGCUAAAGGUGAACAACAAAGAAAAGGUGUACAAAUGUAUCCUUCCACAGUCAACUUGAACAACUUGGAUAAAGAAGCACACAAAAAAACAGAUUCCAUGGAGCGCAGUCAUUUACUCAUACAUGGGCCUUAAAGGUUCAGAGUACCAUGCUAGUAUUUCAGUUAGUCAGAGCACAUUAACACACACUCCACGCACUCACAUAAACUAACCCACCUGAACACAGACACGAGCGCACACACACACACCUUGGACCACGGAAGCUGACAUAAGACAGGAGAGGUUACAACAGGACUCGACUACAGCACUGGACACUCCAAAAAUAUAUAGAAACCACAUUAGGAUGAAUACUUUGGGGACAGAAACACAGCUCGCUACACAUCAGUAGUGGAAUUGCAGUUUUACAGUAAUAGAUGAACACAUCCCAUGGCUCAAGGAAUAUUUUCAUGUACAGUAGAAUAAAUAUGCUCUUGCUAUUGCUACUCUUGUAUUUUACAUUCUAACCCUCGACAAACACACAGAAAAGCUAGUGUAAAGCACACAGAUUAAGUGUAGGUCCUGUAUAUUAUGAAUGUUCAAAGACUAGUGGUGUUUAUCUGAACUCUUUUAUUCUCUCUACAUUUUAUUUGUUUCAAAAUGAGAGUGCUUAUCAUGGCUGAGGUCACGAGUUGACUGUGAGCUUAAUAUCAAAGCGUCCUUGGUAGCGGUCCUUCUCGCUGUAAUUGAUGUUCGCUCCAUAUGCUUUGCACUCGAUGCGCACCUCCUCAUUAAGAGUGAUGUUGGAGAACUGAAUGGCCACCAGAGGCUGCAGGUACUGGGGGUGCAGCAGUUUGCCAUAGUACGGGUAGUACUGAAGAGGAAAGCCUUCGCCCAAGCCAAAGUACUUGAUCUCUCCAAUCUUGUCUUCAUCCUCUU
Chelmon rostratus (copperband butterflyfish) is the source of this 2632-nucleotide messenger RNA. RefSeq names its product NME/NM23 family member 7 (gene nme7). NCBI's taxonomy places the organism in Eukaryota, Metazoa, Chordata, Actinopteri, Chaetodontiformes, Chaetodontidae. Gene Ontology annotation, cellular component: centrosome. Gene Ontology annotation, biological process: GTP biosynthetic process; CTP biosynthetic process; UTP biosynthetic process. The transcript has 12 exons. Bases 101 to 1225 code for a protein of 374 amino acids. The record is from RefSeq and is a predicted model, not a curated record. Gene Ontology annotation, molecular function: nucleoside diphosphate kinase activity; ATP binding.